AUGCACUGCGAGUUCCGAGACUUAGACGAUGCCCUGAUGGAUCGAAUCGUCUGCGGGGUCCGGGACAUCCAUCUGCAACGGCGUCUCCUCGCCAAGCCAGACCUCACGCUACAGAAAGCCAUUGAGGAGGCUGUGGCAGAAGCUGCUGAACGCUCCGCCCAGGAGAUCCGCAAGUCCAGCAGCCCACGUCUUGCUAGGAAGCCAGUUCCAGUGCAUCACGAAGAGGCCAGCAGUGAUGAGGCAUCCUCCAGUGAAGAUGAUGACGUGCACCAGACAAAGCGGGAGUGCAGGAAGUUCCAACAGAAGUCCAAGGACCAACCGGAAUGUGCCGGCUGCGGAGGCAACCAUUCCCAUGCCAAGUGUCAAUUCAGAGACGUCAUCUGUAGGAAGUGUUCCAGAAGGGGCCACAUCGCUAAGGUCUGCCAAUCAGCUCCGUCUGACACCCCCCCUCCACCAACUCGCAAGUCCAAGUCUUCACUCCAGUCUGCCAAAGAAAGCUGUUUCGCUCUCACCAACUGCCGCUGCCCGUCUGGAACCACGAUUGGCCAAACCGACUCGCCUACGUGACGCAAGCUGAAUGUCACGGUGCUCAUUGAAGGAGCUCCAUGUGACAUGGAGAUCGACACCGGGUCUGCCCUGUCCAUCGUGUCUUGGAGCACCAUCAAAAGACUGGUACCCAGAGUGUCCAAAAGGCAACUCGACUCUCACCGCGUACACCUGAGAGACUACCAGGGAAAUGACAUUCCCAUGGUAGGCGUUAGCCAGUUCCGGAUCGCCUUCAAGGAUUUUUCGGGCCUGCUCCGGUUGGUGGUGGUCGAAGGUCAGCGGCCAAGCCUCCUAGGGCUAGACUGGUUUGAUGCCCUCAGCCUGGAAGUCACCGGCAUCAACUGCAUCUCUAACGCAGAGACUGAGGGUCUGGUCAAAGACUUUGCCGAGGUUUUUGACGGCACUUUGGGGCAAUAUACAGGUACGGCCAUCUCCUUUAGCCUUGAUCCACAAGUCGCCCCCAUCAAGCUAAAGCCACGCCGGGUUCCCUUUGCUCUCAAGGCUAAGGUGGACGAACAACUGGACAAGCUGAUCGCCCAAGGAGUUUUGGAGCCGGUUGACCACGCCAAGUGGGAAACCCCCAUCGUCACGCCUGUCAAGCCAGACGGGUCAGUGAGAAUCUGCGCUGACUACAAGUGCAUGAUCAACAAGGCACUUCAGCAGCACGCUUAUCCGGUUCCUGUUGUCCAACACCUGCUGCAUUCCCUGGGUGAGGGUAAGGUCUUCGCUAAGCUGGACCUUGCCCAAGCCUAUCAACAACUGCCCGUCGAUGAUGCCACUGCUGAAGCCCAGACGAUCGUCACCCACAGAGGGGCAUUCCAUUGCUGCCGGUUGCAGUUCGGGGUGAUUGUGGCUCCUGGCAUCUUCCAAAGCCUUAUGGAGCGUCUCCUGCAAGGGCUUCCGGGCAUGGUACCUGUCAGGGGUUCAGGGACAGAGGCACAGGGUAGGCAGGAGAUGGAGAGCGAUGGGGAUGAAUCCCAGGACAGCGAGGAAGAGGAUGACAAUGACUCAAGAGAUUCCAUGAGUCUUUCCAGCGAAUCAGAGGAUUCCCAGAAGGGGGCGCCGGUGGUCAAGGCCAGGGAGCCCCAGGGGGACGUGUCAGGAACAGGGGGCCAGCGGGGAUCCCAAAGUGGCAGCUGGGCGUCAGGACCAGCCUCCCGCCAGAGUGCAGCGAAGGGGUGGAGGUUCCAGUGUAUCAGGGGAAGCAGCUCCGGCAGCAGAGAAGGGAGGGAGGUCGGAGCAAGCCACCCUCCCGGAAGGGGAGGGGAGUAGUGAAGGGAGUAGUGUAACUGUCAAAAGGAAGGUUAGAGGUUGGGCGCGCGCGCCAAGUUCAAAUGUAGAGGCGCGCGGAAGUACAGGGAGCCCGGAGGAAGAGCCAGGUCCCAAAGCCCGCAGGAGGGGGGAAGAGCAGUCUGGGGAUUCCGCGUCAGGGGAAUCCAGGAGGGGCGAAACCCCAGCGGGCAGGAAGACCCUGCGGAAAAGGAAAGAGAGGAAGAGGUGGAGCAGCGCAAGCCUCUUAAACUGGUGCAGGGGAGGGACUGACUCAGAGGGGACUUCUACGGUCUAAGCGUAACAGACGUGGGGCUCCGCGCCUCGGAUGUGAAGCAAACAAUGAACUGCAAUAAACACUUUUGUAUAUAAGAAGAGAUUGGCGUUGGUCUUUUGUGAGCUGAGACCUGAGGCAGCCCUGACGGUACCAUAUUCUGAUGACGUCUUGGUGUCCGCAGACUCACACCAGCAGCUGUUUGAGCGCCUCCGUGCCGUGCUGACCAGGUUCCAAGAGGCCGGGCUCAGGGUAAAGAGGGAGAAGUGCCAGAUCGCCAUUCCACAGGUAGAGUUCCUGGGCUAUCUUAUCGACGCCUCCGGCCUUCACCCGACCACAUCCAAGAUCCGCGCUAUCCAGCAGGCCCCCAUCCCAAAGAACAAGACGGAGUUGCAGGUGUUCCUGGGGCUGCUGAACUUUUAUAACAUGUUCCUGCCCCACAAAGCCACGGUGGCUGAGCCUCUUCACCGACUCCUCAGCACAAAGAUGCCUUGGUCCUGGGGUCAUCGGGAGACGGCGGCCUUCAACGCGGUCAAGGCUCUCCUUUCAUCAGACCGUGUGCUGGUACAGUACAGUGAAUCCAGGACGCUGGUCCUUGCCUGCAACGCCUCACCUUUUGGCAUCGGCGUUGUCCUUAGUCACCGUUUUCCAGACGGAAGAGAAGCACCACUCGCCUACUUUUCCAGGACGCUAUCUCCGACGGAACGGAAUUACAGCCAGCUCAACAAGGAGGCACUGGCACUUGUGGCUGGAGUGAAGAGGUUCCAUGAAUACCUCUAUGGCAGGACUUUUGACCUCAUCACUGACCACAAGCCGCUCCUGGGCCUCUUCGCCGGUGAUCGUCCAACUCCACCGGUCCUCUCGCCACGCAUGCUGCGAUGGACUGUUUUCCUGGCUGCCUACCACUACUGGCUCGUCCAUCGCCCGAGGAAAUCGAUGGGCCAUGCCAACGCCCUCAGCCGUUGCCCUCUUCCACCGUUUGUGGAAGACCCGGCUCCAGCUUCAUCGCUCCUCCUGAUUGAGGAUCUUCCAGCAGCGCCUGUAUCGGCUGCCACUGUGGCCUCUGCAUCUGCCCAGGAUCGCACCAUCAGCCGUGUGCUCAACUGGGUGUGGAGGGGGUGGCCACAAGGGCCUUUUGCAUCGGAGUUCCAGCCCUUCGCAACCAGACAACAUGAACUCUCGGCUCAUCAUGGCUGUCUGCUGUGGGGAGGCUACGUCAUGAUUCCCCAAAGACUCCGUCAAUGCGUCCUGGAGGCUCUGCACGUUGGCCACCCGGGAAUUGUCAAAAUGAAGGCGUUGGCUCGGUGUUACGUCUGGUGGCCUAACAUAGACGAUGCCAUCACUGCCUGGGUGUCCGCAAGUCAAGCGUGCCAAGAAUCGAGGCCUGCACCACCGGCAGCUAAGGGACACACCUGGGAGACGCCAAAGACACCCUGGUCGAGGGUGCACAUCGAUCCGGCUGGCCCCUUUCACGGCCGGACCUUUAUGGUAGUGGUGGACGCCUAUUCCAAAUGGCUGGAGGUGGCCCUGAUGCCCUCCACCACUACAGAGGCCGUCAUCCGGGUGCUGCGAGGCCUGUUUGCGACGCAUGGGUGUCCUGAUGUCCUUGUCUCCGACAACGGACCGCAGUUCACGUCAGGCACUUUUGAGCGGUAUCUUUUGGGACUGGGCAUCCGCCAUGCCCUAACGGCACCCUUUCAUCCAUCCAGCAACCGGCAAGCGGAGAGAAUGGUGCGCUCGGCAAAAGAGGCACUGGCGCGCCUGGACCGGGGAGACUGGCACAAGCGGGUCGCCGAAUACUUGUUCGUGCAACACAUCACCCCUCAUGCAACCACAGGGCGGAGUCCUGCUGAACUGCUUAUGGGCCACCGCCUCAGGUCACUGCUCGACCGGCUGCACCCGGACUUUGCCGUGGCCGAACCCCCAGGCUGUGCCAACGUGCCACGGUCAUUUGUUCCAGGAAACCAGGUCUUUGCCCGGAACUAUGUGGGGGACAUUCCUUGGGUGCCAGCCACAGUAGUGGGAGUCACUGGACCUCGCUCGUACCAGGUGGCACUCAAAGACGGACGCUUGUGGCGCCGGCACAUAGACCAGCUUAGGCGCAGGGUUGGGGACUUGGACACUACCGUGGUGCCCCCAACUGCGCUUGUGGCUCCAGAAGAGACACUUACAGAUGGCGAGGCUAAACCUACACCUCCCUCGCAAACUGCCAGCGUGGAGCCGAACCAUGCCGCUUCAGAGGGUCUGCCAGACUUACCACAGACUCAGACCACUCCACUUGCGGAGGCUCCACCCACAGCAGUGGAUCCAGGGGAUUUGGUUUCAAUGCCACCUAGGGUUGCACCACAGCCUCAGCAAGAAUUGGGUGGCCCCCCGGACUUGGCUACCAGUCCCUGGCGGUCUGGCAGAUUUUCCAAGCGCCCAACUUAUUUAAAGGACUAUGUUGUUGGACAUGUAUCACUGUUGGUCUAAGUAUGGGAAAUGUAACCGAUAUGCUUUUGUGCCUAACUGAACCAUUACGUGUAGUGCUGUAUAUAAGGAAACCAUUACGAUUGUAACUAACGCCUUAUCUCGGUGGGGAGGGGUGUUAUGUACUGAAGUUCUCACCCUGGGCCAGCAGGGGAUACUGUAGAUAGUUUUCACUCAGGUCCUCGUCAGUUCAUUUAGGCUGGAAACCCUGGGUUGUUGUUGCUACAAUGUUGACAGCCGGCUGCUUAUAAAAGCAGGCCGGCUGAGCUGUUUGCUGUUCAGUUCUGUUCCAGCUUACAAAAUAAAGAGCUGCUUUGGAGAAAUCACUGUGUCGUCUGCCAUGUCUACCCACUAUUUAACAGGCUUAGUCAUGCUGGCCACAUGACCCAGAAGCUGUACGCCAGCUCCCUCGGCCAUUAAAGCGAGAUGAGUGCCGCAACCCCAGAGUCGGUCACGACUAGACCUAAUGGUCAGGGGUCCUUAGAAUCCUUUAGUCUUUUCUUCCCUAUAUUGGGGGGGGGCAUGAAGUGGUGACUCACCCCCCCCCACGGUGGAGAUUCCAGGAUCCCCUCUUAAAGGGGUGUUAUACCAUACACUGAAAGGUUGUCAGUGAACUACCCUGCAUGUGGGGUUCAUGGGCUGGGCUGCCUGCUACACUUAUGUCUCACAGAGCACCCCCAUAUCCCAUUUACCCUGACGUGCCCCAGUUCCCCCGGCUGUGGGGCUUGGAGGGAUACACACCCAAGGCCUAAGCCAAGAUCUUCCUACAUUUGGAAGUUUAAUAAAGUUGUGGCCUAAUUUUAAUUCCAUAACACGUUGUCAGAGCCUUUAUUCCUUUCUUAUGAUCCCUGGGGGCUGGGGCUGUCACGCCUGGUCAUGCAAUGACUUUUAUGUUUAAAUGAACCAUCAGAGGUCAAACAGUAUAAACAGAACUUUCAUGUCACCUCAGAUCCAUUCAAGGUAGUAAAUCUCAAUGGAGGCGAUUCAUGCAUUUAAAUGCUAGUCAUCAAGUGUCCAGUCCUCAAGGAAAGAGAAAUAAACCGAUAUACCUUCAUGUGUGAACCAGCUCUGUGACUAUUUGAUUUUGCACCUAUCUUCUCCUUCUGGUUCCCAAACAAGAUUGUAGUCAGUUCUAUAAUGCAACUGUAUAUAUUUGCACAUGUUCAGCAGAGUUCUGCUACUUACUCAGUCUUUGAAAGUCACAAAGGAUAUAUAUUGUAAACUAGCAUUAACAUCAAAAGUUUGUACACUAAAGACAUAACCAAGUUUUCUGGCUAUUAUUAUAGGAACACAGACAGAUCAUGCUAUAUAUUUUGAGGUAUGCUACUGACACUGCCUGUUCACAUGCAGUUUUAACUAUCAUUCGGCAAGGUCACAAGUCCAAUACAAAACAAAAACCCAACUCUUUAGAUUUAAAGAAUAUCAAAUCUACAGAGAAUUUUUAAAUAAAUAAAUAAACAGCUAGAAUGGGGCUGCAACCUGGGCCCAUGUCACUGAAAUCGGUAGAACUUACUUGUAAGUAAAUAUGCAUCAGACUGGUUUGUAGGUGUUCACUCCUAAACGUACUUACUAGUGCAUAAGCUUCAUUGAAUACUCACAGGAAUAGGAUUGGUCUGCAUCAGGACUGUUAAAAUGAAUUUGAAGGAAAUUCCUGAGGCACAAGCCUCCUAAAUUAAACUUGACGUAGAAAAUUUCUUUUAGAUUCUUCUUAUUGACUAUCAAAGAUUCUGUUGGAUUUAGCUGUUUUAGAAGAAACAAGUUCUCAAGCACCAAAUCUAGCAUCCAUAUAUCAUCGUGUACAUUUCUAUAGCACUUUUUCUAAAGUGUUGCACAACUGAAACAAACAUCUGCACAUGAAGAACAAACGUUGCAGGAAGCUAAAACAUUAUGAUGGGGGGGGGGGAGAUGCCACUUUUUGUGGUCCUUAGAACUGAUAAAAUGACACCAUCCUUUGUCAAUAGAAUCCCCUGCACCAACUUUCAAUUACUGCCUAAAAAUGCAGCAUCAAAAAUUAUUAUUUAAGCCCCUGUUUUUCCCCCUGUGGGGAGAAAAACAAUGUGAAGAAGGCCUCUCUAUCUUUUUCUUUGGCAGGGAAAGUGUUAUGCACACCCCUUUUGACUCACUCUUCCUCCAGAUCUUGAAUGCAAACUUUGGGUAGUGCCAGCCCUACCAUUAGACAAAUUGAAGUGACUCCCAAAAUGGCAGACAAUGAGGGUCAUCAGUAGCAGCUGUUCUUUGGGGUCCCCGAGUCAGUGCCUUUCUGCUCAGCGGCCACAUCUGGGCCCCCUAAUCUGACGUGCUAGAGGAGGAUGCUAUCUUUUCACUGAUAUUGAAGGAAGACUCGGUUGACAUAUGGUGUGGUGUUCGUACGGAGCCCCCGGUCGUCUCACAGACUAUUGACCACUAAUCCGCUGCCACCAACUAGGUCCACCCCGGUAAAAUCACUUCAGCCUCAGUCAGGUUCUCAAUUAAUAAAGAAGAGUGCAUUUUAUUUCAGACACAAACAAACUUUUCCGGCAUUCCAAAUGUUGUUACUCUUUACUUUCUUAUUUUCCUCUCUCUAUCUCUUCUACCUCCCCUCACUCAAGAACCCACUGCCCUAACUGUCUCUCUAUUACCAACUGCCUGCCCACUGCUUCUCCAACUGCCUUUUCCAACCAGCCAACCCACUAAAACCAACCAACUACCCACCAACAGCUUCCAACAACAACUAACUCAAACCUCGCGCUAAGCCCUUUUAUACACAGGUAGGCUCCGCCUCCGGCUUUCCUAUUGGUCUAUAUUUUAAAGCCUAUCUCUCCCCGUACAGACAGGCUCUAAACAAAUGGGCAAACGCCACAUAUGGAAGUGAGAGGGGAGCACAGUCCUGUUCUUUGUCUCAGGCAGCAAAAUGUUUUGGGUCAUCCUCGCCUUGAGGGGGAAUGUAAACAGAUGUGAUGGUCUGGGAAUAUGAUUCAGAGGCUGAACCUGAGGAAUCCCAGCCUGCACAGGAGUCCCCGCCUCCAGGGCCGGCUGAGCCGGGACAGGGGCUUGAAUCUGAAGGGCCCGUACCUGUGCCGGAUCCUCAGGAGCAGACACCAGAUGAAUCCGCUCUGGCUCCGGAGGUGAUUGAGGACCCAUUGCCUGCAGGUGCUCCUCUCCCAGCCCUGUCAGGGGAAGGUGAGGUUGCCUCUGGGUCCAGUAACCCUCCAGCCUCUUCGGAGCUGCAGAGGCUCAGGGCAGAGAGGCGGAGGGAACUAAGUUCUCACAGGAGGAGUGCUCGCCUUAAGGCCAGGAGAGGCGAGUCACCUGUGGACUGGGGCAGCCCUAGGCCUCAGAGGAGAUAAAGGCCAGUCAGCCCAGUCCCAGGUUGCGGGAGCAACAUCGCUGGAAACCUGUUCCUCCCAGUACCCUGACCUGCUCUUCCAGAGUUCAUGACCACACCCGGCUCCUUGCCUUGGACCCCGCUUCACCCCUGACGGGCAGCCUCCAGACCCUCGACCCAGGACCGGACUCAGACCACGCCACACGGUAACCCCCCCCCCGGGACCAGCACAACAGACCUCAGUCUCACAUUUCCUUUAGUCCUUCAUCUCAGUCACUUAAACACACUUUGCACCCUGAAACGCAGCUGCUCUCCCCCCAACGGAACCGAACCCAUGAAGAUUGCGCUUCUAUAAGACGCCUCACAGCGGUGUGGACGAUGGCAUUUCUUUAUUAAAAGGCUGAGGAUUUUACAGUUGGUAUUUAGGUGUUUGAUCACGAGAAUGCGGGAGGCUAUUUGCUAUCUGACACUUUGAAACUAAUAGAACUGUAUCGAUGCGCUAAGGGAUUUCGACAGCAAUUAAUGAAAUAUGCUCGUUCCAAUCUAAAGGUCAGUCUCUAUCUUUAAAAAAGUAGUGAGAUUUCAAUUAGGCUAAAGGGGAAAUAAGGACGAACAGGGGAAGAGAUGGUGUAUCAAUAUUUCAACUGAUGUUACCCUUUCAAAGGUUUCCACCCUAGGGAACAUUGAUCUUUUUGCUGAAGGCCAACACUUCUUUAAAAUAUACAUUAUUGUGCCAUAAGUGGGAAGCUUAUCUUUAUACACCUGCCAUCACUUCUGGUCUGGCUCUCCUGUCUAAGAAUUCCCCAUUGAUAAUGAACAGGAAGCAGGAAGUCAUGUGACAGCCACCCUGGAGUUUGGUGUCAUCACAAUGGGCUUUAUGCAUAUACACGACGUAACAGUUAGCAGGAUCAGGGCCAUCACAGACUGCCCUUCCCCCAUCAGCAGAGGAGUUUCGGCAACUGAUACUCAGUGAAUUAAGGCAGAUCUGAAAAACGUUGUACAAUUUUGGGUCCUGCCUGCUCCGUGGGGGAAACUGGUCUUUUAACUCAUUUGAGGUGAGCGUUCCCUAUGAGAGCCAUUGUGGCAUAAAGGUUAGAGAGUUAGACUAGGAGCUGGGAGACCAGGGUUUGAAUCCCCACUCAGCCAUGAAGCUCUCUGGGUGGCCAGUCACUGCCUCUCAGCCUAACCUACCUCACAGGGUUGUUGUGAGGGUGAACCAGGGGGGAGGAGAACCAUGUAAACUACGUUGAGUUCCUUGGAAGAAAAAGGUGGUUUAUGUUGUUGUUGUUUAGUUGUUUAGUCAUGUCCGACUAAAUGUCCGAUUGUAUUGGCUUUCUCUGGAGGCCGAAGGUGAAUAAGGGUGUCUCAUAAGGAAGCCAUUUUGCUGAUUUCUUCCUGUGACUGGUAGUUGUUGUUGUUGUUUAGUCGUUUAGUCAUGUUCUAUUAUUCGUGACCCCAUGGACCAGAGCACACCAGGCACUCCUGUCUUCCACUGCCUCCCGCAGAUUGGUCAAACUCAUGCUGGUAGCAUCGAGAACACUGUCCAACCAUCUCAUCCUCUGUCGUCCCCUUCUCCUUGUGCCCUCAGUAAAAUCAUACAAAGUCAUCCAAAUACAUUGAUAAUCCAAAUACAUACAAUAUAUAAAAGACUAGAUAACCACCACUGAAUAAAUCAUGCAACUUUAGAUUUAGCUUUAAAGCUCUUGGCUAAGUACGCAGAAACAAUCUUGGUAGUUUCAGGAGUAUCAUCCCUCAACAAAUAUUGGAUUACAGACUCUUUGCAAAAUUGAUCUGUAGAAAACACAACCUGGAAAAAGAGACAAUGCAUGUACUUUUGUAAACUAAGAAAAUGUUUAAUGAAAAUUAAUUUUUAAAAAACAAACACAUUUGGCUGCUCAGAAUCUCUGAAUGAAGUAGCAGUCUGCUCACAUGUAGCUCAUCUCCAGUCUCUCAAGCUCCCUCAUUCUAUUGUAGGAUCUCAGCAGAGAAGAGGUAGAAGCUGGAGACCACACAAAGGCAUUAGACUGCCAGGAUCGAAGCCAAUAUUAUCCUCCUCUAAAUUCUUACUAACUGACAGAUAAGCUGAGGGCUUGGGCAUUCAGCUGGAAUGCUCAGACCCCUUUUAAGACUUUGAGAAGCCCAGAGGCAGAAUGCUUAUUUGAGGCACCACCUCCUCAUAAUGUUGGGUUGCCAUAUUUCAAAGAGGUAAAAAUCCAGUCCAAAAAAGUUGAGCUUUUUUAGGGCAAUCCUAAGUCUGACCCUUCUGUUUCCCUCCCCUUACGGUUUUGAUUUAAGGGCUACUUUUAAAAUGAGGCUGCAUUUUAAAUUGCAUUUUAACCUGUAUUUUAAAUUGGUGGGUUUUUUUCCUAUUAUGUUUUUAUUGUAAUUUUACAGGUGUUAGCCGCCCUGACCCAGCUCUGGCUGGGGAGGGCUGGGUAUAAUUAUUAUUAUUAUUAUUAUUAUUAUUAUUAAUCACCCAAUAGCCCCUCUGCCAUUAUUGAGUCCUAGCCUCCCACGCACUAUAUCUACACACACACACACACACACACACACACACAAACACCAAAAUCCAGGACAUUAGCUUUAAAAUGUAAAAUUCCCCCCGGGUGGGCAAGCAGGACCCCCAAAAGAGGACAUGUCCGGGAAUCCCCAGACGUAUGGCAACCCUACAUAAUGUCAAUUCUCCCUCAAAUGGGAAGAAAGCCCAAAAUAUGCAUAUAAUUAUUCUUAUUAAUUUAUAUUUGACAUCAGAAAAAGUUUAUUGAGAUUUUAGGUUUCUAAAAUACAAGGGAAAAUUAGAUUGGAUUGACUUGCAAUUUAUCCAAAAUCUUUUUCUUGGUGUAGGACCCAAAAAAUUCUGGCAGAGUCCAUUAUAAUUCAUGCACAUUGUGUAUGCUGCUGCAACAUGUAUUUAAUUGCACAUAUUUAAUUGCACAUUGCAACUGUAUUUAAUUGCACAUUGCUACAAUAUACCUGUACAUUUUCCUGAAAUGUUUGGGUGCAUGCAUGUACUUCAUUACUUGAAAUUGCAUCCCAUGUCAUUGAGAAGCCUAUGGAAGACUGGCACAAAACCAUCAGAACUGGGAAUUAGAUAGGGCUGACAUGGAAAAGUGUCUAAGGUAUUGCGCUAGAGACACAAUGAAUGUCAACCAAACCUGGAGUGAGUUAAGACGGUGGGGAAGAAACAGGUGCACAAACAUAUUACAGCAAUCCCUGUUAAGAAUGUAAUGUUGGAUAUUUUUUGGCAUCACUGCCCUUAUCAAACCACUAACAACUUCAUAUGACUUGUCAGUUAAGGUGCUCCCCUGCUCUAGAAUGAUUUUCUACAUCUUGAAAACCGAAGUGAAUACUCUGUGGAGAGGAGCAAUGUAGAAUGCUUUUUCUCCUUUACGGUUGGAAGCUAUCAGCAGAGAGGAGAGCGAGAAAGGCUCUAAUUGGUCUCCCUUCUCUCUGCCUCAUGUCUAGUUAACUCUUCCCUUUUCUAAGUCUGCCUUCAAAUUUUGGCAGUGAGGCUCAGGGCUGUUAGGAUAUUGAUGUUCCAUUCCACCCUAAAACAGAUGUGUGGAUUGUUAUAUGUCACAUGUCUGUUUACUCUCCAGCACAGCUUGCUGGGAACUUCCGUUGUGUGUACAGCUUUUGCUUAUGCUGUUUGCUUGGACACAAAGGGGAGAAGACAUGUUUUUCCCUUUGUCCUGAUGCUGAAUAAAAUGCCUGUCAAUACGCAGCCUCUCUCUGCCCUUCUGUUGCGAAGAGUUAUUUUCUCUGCUGGCUUGCGUGCUCAGCUUCUGAAGGUUUCUGAGGCUCGAGUCGCAGUUACAUGCUGAUCCAAGGACCAGAGAUCGCCCGGCUGCCGGCCGGUGGGCUGGAGCCAGCUGGGGGCCUGCCAAUUGCCCCCGUUCCCUUGGACGCAUCCCAACAAGGGCGUCGAGGGGCCAUUUUGUGGGUUGCUGUGAAUCGUGGGGUUUUCACCGCCAAAUGUCGCAGGGGGGCUUUUCCCACCAUUUGGCGCAGCUUUGGAGUGAAUCAGACGACAAUCGAUAUUCAGCAAAAUCUUGACCCUACGGGUUAGGACACUCAUUUUGUGAGGUGCUGUGAAGUGUGGAGUUUUAACCGCCAAGCAUUCCAGAGGGCCUUCUCCCUGCGUUUGGCUCUGAUCUGGUGUCAAUCGGAUGACGUCGGGUUUUCGGCACAAUGUUGACCCCACAGGUUAGUGUGCCGAGAGCUCGUUUUGUGGGUUGCUUUGAAAUGUGGGGUUUUCACCACCAAACAUUGCAAGGAGUGUUAUCCCUGCAUUUGAUGCCACUUUGGACUCAAUCGGCUGAUGUAUGAAUCAUGUGGAUGUUAUCGCCAAACGUUUCAGGGGGCCUUGUCGCACUCAUACAUGCCACAAACUCAAGUGGAAUUGCACGUCAAAUGGCCUACUGUGGCCAAGUUCAGUGAUCUGCCAUCUAAGAGCUCGUGCUGAACAAUAAGUAAGAAUGCACAGAGAGAAAUUCGGGCCAGCCUUUCCUGGAUUUCACACAAACAUUACUGAAUUGUGGCCUAGAGGUGAAGAAAUCUGGUCAGACCAUUUUUUCUGACUCGUUGGGAAUGCCAUAUCCAGGAUGCCAGGAUCGGGAAAAGGAUACCCCAAAGGCCUCCUUUUUCCUUCCGCAAAGGUCACCUUUUGCCCACCUCUGGAAAUUUGAAAAUGGUUUGGCUCUCUGCAAGCGAUGAAGCUGGUACAUGAAGCUACCCUACAGAGAAAUUCAUCAAGAGCUGUGAAAUUAUUCCAGAUGAAAAUAUAGGCUUUUCUCAAUAGCUACGCCAAAGUCGUGAAUAUUUAUGUCAUUAGGAAGAAGCAGGACGGCACUUGUGUCACAAUGGGCCGUCGGAUGCCAGCUGGUAACCAUGGAAACCAGUGGGCAACAUCAGCUUAGUCACCUUUGUGUGCAACUUGGUGUAUUCUCAGAUGGAACCUAAUGCAGAAAUCUGCUCUCCGCAGCUCCAACAGGCUGUAAGCAAAGAUGGUACCCUAAUUUGUGUGUAUGUUCUUGGGGGAAGUUCAACUCAAUGGAGAUUCCUAGAACUAGCCAUUCAUGACUGGCUGAUGAAGAAGGUACAAGGAAGCUACAAGGGAAAUCGCCACCAUAGAAGAACAUGCCAUGACUUGACAUUCCUCUCAACAGUUUAUCACCAAGUGGAACAGGAGCUGGGCUGACUGGGUCCAGAUUAUUAUGGGAGUUGGCAGUAUCUGUCACCUCCCAUAACUGCCACUAUAACCAUUUAGCAUACAAGUCUUAUUGCUGGAUAUAAAGGAGGUUUCUCCUCUCCCUGGUUUUGAUGGUGGCACUUUAACUCCCACUUUUCCAAGGCCGGUGCGUUGAAAUAUCCUCCUCCCUCUUCCUCCAGACAUAAUGGGGAUGUUUUGUGACAUGUCCACUAGGCCGAUGUGAAUCCUUCCAUCGGAAACACUCUUAGCAACCCUUCAACACCUCCUGGCAAUCUGGGACCAAAAAUAUAGGUCAGUGGAAAAGCUUUUUCCCAGGCUUUACCACUUUAGGCUCCAGGUAUGGGCUUGCAUGUUUUCCCACCAAUCCCAACCGCCCAUAAAAGUACAUGUCAGAGGAAAUGUUUCAGUUUAUGCACUCUCUGUGCUGGUCUACCUUUUCUGAGUGCAGGUGGAGAGCUCAUUGAUUCAGCUGAUUGUACAUAUAAGGGUCUCGUAGAGACACAAGAAGAAAGUACUUUCAGGCCCCAUCUGCACUGUAGAUGUAAAGCACAAUUGUACUGUUUAAACACUCAUGACUUGCCCCUAAAUUCUUGGGAACUGUAGUGUACUGAGAGUUGUUAGAAAACCUACUCCUCUGAGAACAGGUGCAAUUCUCAGAUUGGUUAAACAACGUUUUCCCAUAGUCUCCAAGUGUCCCUAUUUUCAAGGCAUAGUCGCAGAAUAAUGGAUACCACCCCAGCUUUGAGCAGAAUUUUGGCGGACAUCCUUACUUUUUAAUUUCAGGUGUCCGUUGAAAACUUUUGUAAAUGCCAUGAGGCCUAGGCAAUUGUCUAAAAGGUCACUUGAGUAGCCAGCCAUUUAAAAAAAUUUGUUUAUUUGGUUUUCGGAUCAGAGUUUUACAAUCACAUAUACAAUAUACAGCAUAAAAACAAGAUUCCAAAGAAUUUACUGGACUUCCCUCCUCCCCUUUGCGGGUCCUAUUGCUAAUCAUUUCCUCCGGCAUCUUUUUUGAUAAUCCAAUUUUUUGGCAUCUCCAUUAUGUCCAAAAUUCACCAUUAAACUGCAAUUGUAUUUAUUUUCCCCAAUUUGAACUAUAUAAUGGUGAUUUUUCUUGAGUCAAAAUGAGAGUACCCCUAAAAAAAGUACUGCAUGAAUCCAUUCUGGGACGUGCAAAAUGACUGGGGAUGGGAUGAAGACCGAAAAACUGAAAUCCAUAUAUCUCACCAUGACAGCUGUGCUUGUUAUUUAUACAAUUUGUUCAUGCAUGGGUAGCUUCUGGAAGACGAAGAAAACCCAUUGCAAUUGUAACAGUUGAUAUAAAGAGGGUUUAUUUAAAAGGGGCAUUUUUAAUUGAAACACUCAAAUGAACUAAAGCUACUGAGUCAUGCGCUGAGAUGGAUUUAACAUUCCCCGUGGUCUACCGACCAGUAAAAGAGCUAGUUAGUGCUGAAUAAUUUAUGUUUUGUCAAUGCAACAUCUAUACUCUCAUUGGUAAAACAAGUACUGCAAAUAUGGAGGAUGACAAGUCGUUUAGAAAAUGCUUGGAGCUUUGGAUAGAUGAGACGGAUAACAACAACACCGUUGCCAAGGUGGCGACAGUUGUUAAUUGACUUAGCUAAGUCAGAUCACUACUGGAAAAGUACAAAGCCAAUUUAGUGCAGGACACCUGGGACAAAGAAAAGGUAUGUCUAGCGAUCUCAGGGUGCAAUCCUUUACUUCAGCGAUGCCAUUGGAAGGGGUUUAGGGAUCAGUGGAUUUGAUUAAAUAAAAGCAGACUCAGAAAGCUGAUAUGCUGAUGGAACACCCGGGAUAUGCUGGAGAGCCAUUCCACCAGCAAAGCUACAUAAUGUCUCUUCAGUGCAGCCAAGGUCCCUCUGGACUGGACAUGUUGUUCGGACGCCUGAUUAUCAUCUUCCAAAGCAACUACUCUAUUCCGAACUUAAAAAUGGAAAGCGUAAUACUGGAGGUCAACAAAAGAAGUUUAAAGACUGUCUUGAGGCAAAUCUAAAAAAAUGUAGUAUAAACACUGACAACUGGGAAACACUGGACUGCCAGAGCUCCAGUUGGAGAACAGCCUUUACCAAAGGUGUCAUGGACUUUGAAGACGAAAGGGAGAAAUGUGCUAAGAGGAAGGCACAUUUGGCAAACCCUCACCAUGAUCAACUCCCGCCCGGAAACCUAAGUCCAAUCAUACUAAGUCCAAUCAUUGCGGACCAAUCAUACUGCUGCAUUGUUCUAAGACCAAUCAGACUGCUGCAUUCUGGACCCUAUUGUUCUAAGACCAAUCAGACUGCUGCAUUCUGGACCCUAUUGUUCUAGGACCAAUCAGACUGCUGCAUUCUGAAUCCUAUUGUUCUAGGACCAAUCAGACUGCUGCCUUUUGGAUCCCUUUCAACUCAGUACAUAACAAGUGCUGUGCAAGUUCAGCACACACACCCCAAUGCAAAAUGGAGGUCUUUUGAACCAAGGUGAUGGGGCAACAAUUCCUUGUGCUUCCUUGGCAGCAAAGAAAUGGUGUAGCUAACCAUCAAUCGACCAAAAAAAAAAAAAAAAAAGGAGAGUGCAUAGGUGAGCCACGUAUGAUGGAACUUAAAUAUAUUUAGUUUUUUGGAAGCCAAGUUUUGUUUUUAAGCCUGUACUGUAGUUGGAUAAAAAUACAGCAGACACAGCAGACAAAACUCUCAGAGCAUGACAUAGCUUGAAGAGAGAGAGAGUAAGUAAAGGAAGUUUUUUUUUUUGCUCCGGAUAGAGCACGACAAGGAACCCAUUAAGGGUGGGGGAAAGCUAACCAUAUGUUCCACUAGAAGGGAUACGUUUUGGAAAAACAAAGCACUAAAAUGAGAAUGGUCUUUAGAUCGAACAGCUUGAUUUUGCAAGCAGAAGCUGGUGACUGCUUUGUAUGAGCCAACUGAGCUUUUUUUAUUUCUUGGAGGGGGAAGGGUGGGAUAAAUAAAUACUAAAUGUAAUUGAAAACCAAGUUGCGUCAACCACCCCCACCCCUUGUGCUGCAGCAAAAUGAACGGCUGUACUAUGAGAGAAGUCUGGACUCUUAAGAUCCCUGGCAGAUAUUUCUCUGCCAAUCUGGAAUGCGCUUGUUAGGAGCCUCAGCCAGGAGUAGCCAGCAUGGUACCCUCUAGAUGUAUUGAACUACAAUUCCCAUCAUCCCCAGCGAGCGGGGCCAAUGUGUGAAUGGGAGUUGUAGUCCACAGCAUCUGGAGUGCACUGUGCUAGCUACCCCUGAUCUAGAUUAAUAGUCUUCAACUUUGUCUGACCCAAGAUUUCUAACAUCAGGUGGGACCAGCUUUGUAUCCAUAGCUCCUCCCACAUCAUCGAAGCACAGAAUGAUGAUAGUGAUGCUCAUGUGGUUGACCGUAGGCUAAGAUGGUCCUCAGCUGAAGACCAAUUGCCUUAGUCCAUGGGUAGGCAAACUAAGGCCCAGGGGCCGGAUCCAGCCCAAUUGCCUUCUAAAUCUGGCCCACAGACAGUCCGGGAAUCAGCAUGUUUUUACAUGAGUAGAAUGUGUCCUUUUAUUUAAAAUGCAUCUCUGGAUUAUUUGUGGGGCCUGUCUGGUGUUUUUACAUGUGUAUAAUGUGUGCUUUUAUUUAAAAUGCAUCUCUGGGUUAUUUGUGGAGCAUAGGAAUUUUUUCAUUCCCCCCCCCAAAAAAAAUAUAGUCCGACCCCCCACAAGGUCUGAGGGACAGUAGACUGAAAAGGUUUGCUGACCCCUGCCUUAGUCAAUAUGGGGUAUAAUGUCGAAGAAAUUGCAGCAAUUGUGUCUCACAUCAAAAUAUUUAUAGCCCGUCUUUCCAUAACAUCAGGGGUAUUCUGAUAUCACACCCCAGAAUAUUCCCCCUCUACUUUUUUUAAUAGCCAGCUUUCUUUCUACUUUUGCUGUAUAAACAUGACUUGAAACAAUUAAAAUAUAUGAACGACUAAAAAAACCUGCAGCAGAAUCCAUCUUCCUGUGCAUUUUGGCAUAAAAAUGUUUUUGGUAUGAUUUAGUGGUGAUACAAUAUUUUGAGACUGUCCAGGUCCCAUAAAUGAGCCUGGGAGCCUGGCAUGUAUUAUGCCAAGUUUGUGUCUAUCCAGGUACUUGGUACCCAUGAAUGAAGGGGCUAGUGAGAAUGAUGGGUCUACCUUCACCCUGUUGGUGCCAAUGCACAUGUUGGCAGUGCCAUCCCUGGGUUGCCGAAAUGUUACCAUGAAGAGAGUGCUAUGCACAUACAUGAGCCCCCCUGCAAACUGACAGAGAACACAUAUCAGCCAGGGAUGUGUGGCUGGCAUGCACCUUGGUAUCUAAAGGGUGAGCCUAGACUGCAUGUUCUUGCUAGGCCCUUCAGACAUUACUAAAACUACAGAGGGACGUGGAUGGUGUUGUGGCCUAAACUACUGAGCCUCUUGGGCUUGCCAAUCAGAAGGUCGGCUGUUCGAAUCCCCACAACAGAGUGAGCUCCCAUUGCUCUGUCCCAGCUCAUGCCAAUCUAGCAGUUAAAAAGCACGCCAGGGCAAGUAAAUAAAUAGGUACCGCUCCGAUGGGAAGGUAAACGGCAUUUCUGUGCACUCUGGCUUCCGUCACAGUGUUCCGUUGCGCCAGAAGCGGUUUAGUCAUGCUGGCCACAUGACCUGGAAAGCUGUCUGUGGACAAAUGCCAGCUCCCUUGGCCUGAAAGCGAGAUGAGUGCCGCAACUCCAUAGUCACCUUUGACUGAACUUAACCGUCCAGGGGUCCUUUACUUUUUUACCUAUAAUGACGUUGAAUUGAAACAACACACAAUUCAUUUCUAUACUUUCUUAAGCUGCUGUAAAAUUAGGAUUUCCAAAUGAGUUCAAGAAUCUUUGCUCCUAAGCCCAUCACACAUUAAAUAGAAACAAAUCAAACCUGUUAACAAAAUUCUACCGUAUGGAACACUCCUGUUCAGGGUUCUAGCCAGCUGUGCCAUCUUCCAGAAUACUCCAUUCUAUUUCUCCUCCUAGUUUUGCAUUUUCCCUUUAAACAGCCAGUCAGCAUUCUGUGGCCACUGGGCAUGAACCGCUAAAUUCCAUUAGUGGGGGUACCUAAGCAAAGCUAACCGUAUGCACUUUCACUGGGAAAAGCUGGUGGUCCUAACAGGAGAAGACAUUGCAGCAUUAUUUAUUUGCAACAUUAAAAUUCAAGUGGCAUAGCCUGCAAAAUAAUUGCUCACAUCACUGUUCAGCAUUGUAUUAAAUCUUGAAAAAAAGUGCAGCUUGAUAUAAUUUAAUAUUAUUCCAUUUUUCUCAUAUUAGAGCUAGAAGAUGCUCUUGUGUGUGGACUUGGCAGAAACACUUGCUUUCAGCAGUAAAGAAUGCAGUUUUAAAGUACUGGUUAGAGGAUCCAGUCUUCUUCCUCCUUGGCCUCCAUAUCAUGGCUUUACAAUGAACUAUGCUGUGUACACAGGCUGAAUGCCUGCUUGGUAUUCCUCAAGGUAAGGGCCACUGUAGCAUCAAAUUGGCAUGCAGUCUCUGUUGCAGAUAUUAAUAUUGUGCAGUCUGAAGCGACUGGAAGCAUAAGAACUGACUGCUUUUGGAAGGAAACAUUGUCCGUGCCCAUAAAAAUAUUAUUCACACUUUUACUGGCAGAACUCUUCAGAAACAGAACAUAAGCAUCAAAGAUACAAGUAUCAAACAUACACUCCAUACAAUGUCUUGUGCUGUCCAGCACAGGCUCAGGAUCUUAGAAAAUACAAAAUAGUUCAAAUAGACCUAGAAGCAGCGGUCUGUCUCUCCCCAUAACCUGCUUUCCAGCCUCUGUUGGCCUUAGGCUGUUUAUUCGCCCUUCAAGAGAGCUUCAUUUACAUCCUCACUUAUGGAGUUUGGGAGACAAAGACUCAAAGGCAACUUCUUUUCAAAAUGGAGAUUUGUAACUCAAUACUUUCAUCACAUGAUCAAAGGUUCACUCUUUUUUAAAAAAAUUAUUUAGUUUUUCAGAUUUUACAAUUUAUGAAUUUACAAACAAUUAUCCAACAACCAACAUAAAACUUCCCUCACCCCCUUUGUGGGUCCUUAUAUUAACCAUUUCCUCCUUUUGAAUGCUUUUGAAUCAUGGUGCUGGAGGAGACUCUUGAGAGUCCCAUGGACUGCAAGAAGAUCACACCUAUUCAUUCUGAAGGAAAUCAGCCCUGAGUGCUCACUGGAAGGACAGAUCCUGAAGCUGAGGUUCCAAUACUUUGUCCACCUCAUGAGAAGAGAAGACUCCCAGAAAAAGACCCUGACGUUGGGAAAGAUUGCGGGCACAAGGAGAAGGGGAUGACAGAGGACAAGAUGAUUGGACAGUGUUCUCGAAGCUACCAACAUGAGUUUGACCAAACUGCGGGAGGCAGUGGAAGACAGGAGUGCCUGGCGUGCUCUGGUCCAUGGGGUCACGAAGAGUCGGACACAACUAAACAACUACAACAAGGUAAAUUAUAUAUUUUCCCCAUUCCUUAUUAAAAUUUUGGUCUUCCUGGUUUCUGAUUCUUCUGGUCAUUUUUUCCAAUUCGGCACAGUCCAUUAACUUAAUCUGCUACUCUUCUUUGGUUGGGUCUCCGCCUUCUUUCCAUCUCUGGGCUAAUAACAUCUGAGCAGCCGUGGUCGCAUACAUAAAUAGUCUUUUCUGAUCCAUUGGAAUUUCAGCACCCAGAACUCCUGAAAGAAAAGCUUUGGGUGUGUGUGUUUUUUUAAAAAAGGUUAUUUGAAACUUUUUUUUUUCAGUUCAUAUUAUAUCAUCUUCCAGAAUCCUUUUACUCUCAGCACAGAGUAGAAAACAAUCAACAGUUACUCAUUAAGGCAUUAAGAAGCUCAGAGGCCUUUUGAAAACAACAUUGGAAAAACCCCAAUGUUCCCAAUUAUAUAUGAUGAAUUGAAAAGGAUGGUCAAAGUAACUUUGGAUAAAAAAACCAGAAGCUUUUCUUUUGGGAAUUAUAGGAACAGAACUACCUAAAUUGUAUAGAAAUUUAUUUAUGUGUGUUACUACCGCAGCAAGAAUGCUACUCGUCCAAAAAUGGAAAGAAGAGUAAGUCCCAGCAAAGGAAAAAUGGAUACAAAAACUUAUGGAAUAUGCAGAGAUGGCGAAACUUAAGAUAUCAAGAUAACAAACAUUUUAUAAAAGAAUGGAAAUUGUUUAUUGAAUAUUUACAGGUAAAUUGCAAACAGAUAAAAACAAUGGCAGGAUUAUUGUAAUAACCUGCAGUUUCCUAAGAGUAUAUAUUUAAAGUAGAUAAUUAAAUGAGCAAAUUAAACGAAUUUGGAUAUGCAAAAGAUAUCAAAAAAUAAAUUUAAGGAACCGCAGAAAGAGGGGGAAGGAAGUCAAACUUUGAAAUGUUAAAAUGAUUGUAAAACUAAUGAAACGUAUAAACCUGAAAAGUAUAAUAAAAACUUUAAAAGGGUGGAAACCAAAUGUUGGCAACACACAUUCAGCCAUUUUCCAUUUUAAACCUUCAUUAAUACACAUACAUUUUCAUUUCAGUGUUGAUUAAACCAGUUCUACCUAACAGUCUCUCCUCUCACAGGGAGAGUUAAAGCAUGCUGCCUGGUGACCAUGUGAUAUUGAUCUCACCUUUGUCUUUCUCUUAAAGUUGA
This is a messenger RNA of Podarcis lilfordi (Lilford's wall lizard), 20648 nucleotides long. The record is from the annotation of a GenBank genome assembly. NCBI's taxonomy places the organism in Eukaryota, Metazoa, Chordata, Lepidosauria, Squamata, Lacertidae.